AGCCACUGGAUGAAAGCUCGGUGAAGAAAAUGAUCCUUACAUUUGAAAAGAGGUCAUACAAAAACCAAGAGUUGCGAAUUAAGUUUCCAGACAACCCAGAAAAGUUCAUGGAAUCCGAGCUGGACCUAAAUGACAUCAUUCAGGAGAUGCACGUGGUAGCUACCAUGCCAGAUCUGUACCACCUUCUGGUGGAGCUGAAUGCUGUGCAGUCGCUUCUCGGGUUGCUUGGACAUGAUAAUACAGAUGUGUCCAUAGCUGUCGUUGACUUGCUUCAGGAAUUAACAGAUAUAGACACCCUGCAUGAGAGUGAAGAGGGAGCAGAAGUACUCAUCGAUGCUCUGGUAGAUGGGCAGGUGGUAGCACUACUGGUACAGAAUCUGGAGCGCCUGGAUGAGUCUGUGAAGGAGGAGGCGGAUGGCGUCCAUAACACUCUCGCUAUUGUGGAGAAUAUGGCUGAGUUCCGGCCGGAGAUGUGUACAGAGGGAGCCCAGCAGGGUCUUCUGCAGUGGCUGUUGAAGAGGCUGAAGGCAAAGAUGCCUUUCGAUGCCAACAAGCUAUACUGCAGUGAAGUGCUGGCCAUCUUGCUCCAGGACAAUGAUGAAAACAGGGAAUUGCUUGGGGAGCUGGAUGGAAUCGAUGUGCUUCUUCAGCAGUUAUCCGUGUUUAAAAGACACAAUCCCAGUACAGCCGAGGAACAGGAGAUGAUGGAGAAUCUGUUUGAUUCACUUUGCUCCUGCUUAAUGCUCAGUUCCAAUCGUGAACGCUUUCUGAAGGGUGAGGGUCUUCAGCUGAUGAAUCUCAUGCUCAGAGAAAAGAAGAUCUCCCGGAGUAGUGCGCUGAAAGUACUGGACCAUGCCAUGAUUGGACCUGAGGGCACAGACAACUGCCAUAAGUUUGUUGACAUUCUUGGCUUACGAACCAUCUUUCCCCUCUUUAUGAAAUCUCCCAGGAAGAUCAAGAAAGUGGGAACCACUGAAAAGGAACACGAAGGUAGGGUUCCGAGCACAGCUAGUUGUCGAGGCUACCCUAUGAUCAGGAAGCUUCUCAAGGACUGUGCUGUGGCUGACGUGCUGAGUUCCACAGAGAAGCUUGAUGCUGCAUCUUGA
Carlito syrichta (Philippine tarsier) is the source of this 1106-nucleotide messenger RNA. RefSeq names its product beta-catenin-like protein 1. The transcript has 10 exons. Lineage: Eukaryota; Metazoa; Chordata; Mammalia; Primates; Tarsiidae. The record is from RefSeq and is a predicted model, not a curated record. Bases 30 to 1106 code for a protein of 358 amino acids. Gene Ontology annotation, cellular component: spliceosomal complex.